Molecule: messenger RNA, 2188 nt
Organism: Nicrophorus vespilloides
Lineage: Eukaryota; Metazoa; Arthropoda; Insecta; Coleoptera; Silphidae
Product: polynucleotide 5'-hydroxyl-kinase NOL9
Exons: 4
Coding region: 109-2148 (679 amino acids)
Biological process (GO): cleavage in ITS2 between 5.8S rRNA and LSU-rRNA of tricistronic rRNA transcript (SSU-rRNA, 5.8S rRNA, LSU-rRNA)
Cellular component (GO): nucleus
Molecular function (GO): polynucleotide 5'-hydroxyl-kinase activity
Source: RefSeq, a predicted model, not a curated record
UCCUAAAAUAUUUUUCACAUAUGAUAAACUGACAUAACCUCUAACAAUAACCCAAAACAUUGUUGUUUUAGUAAAGUGUAAGACCUCGUUGUCGAUUGUUGUUUUAAAAUGAAAGUGACGAAAUCUAAAAAUGUUAAUAUUCCUUCCACGAAAGAAGUGGAUGUUAAGAAGGUUAGUAAGAACAAAUCAAAGCCAAAAUUUAGAGGAACACCUGAUAUGAAUCCUUCUGUAAAGGCAAUAAAGAAAAAGAAACGAGGCCUAAAAUUAAGUCAAACUAUCAAUAAACCUCUUCUAAAUAAGAGUAUUGAAAUUAAUUGCACAGCUACUAAGUACACCAAGUUCAUAAAGAACUUUCUCGAACCAAAUGAUGUUAAGAUGGUUGGUGAUUACAAUGAGAUAGAGUGUUUAGAUGAUUUCUUGGAUGAGGCUGAGUGUUCUAUGAAUGAAAGUAAAAAUGAUGUAGCCUCAAAGCCAAUAAACAUUAACAAAUGCAUAAAUUUCCUUGAGGAAAAUUCCUUUGACAAUGAUGAUGAUGAUGAAGAAGAAGAAGAUGAAAAUGUUAUUGACAAUGAUGAUGAUAAGAGCUUUGAUGAGCAAGAGAUUGUUAUCAAAGGAGGCAAUAGAACUAUCACUGGUAAUUAUGAGACAUGGGCAAUAACCAAUGGCAGAGUAAUCAGGCUGGACAUGAGCUCUAUAAUAUACUUCCAUGGGUUGAUGGAAAUUGAGGUGGUCUAUGGAGCCAUUGAGAUAUUCUGCAAGAGGCUGGAUAAAUUAUCACCUGCCACAAAGGCAUUUUCACCAAGAGGCUCUUGCUUCUUGGAUAUUUCAAAUAGGAACGAGAAUGACGAAAUUGUUCAUAGAGAUUUCGUGAAUAAAUUAAUUAAAGCCGGUUUGGAACGCAGCACUGCUGACAGAUUAAGAUCCACCCUGAAACAGGGCAUGGCUUUAAUCAUCUGCAAAAAGAUCAAGAACAAAUGGGUGUCAUUCCUCAAUGAUUAUAAUGAACAUUAUGUAUUCCCUAAGGAGGUGUCUAUUAGGGAUUAUGUGGACAAUGAAUGGAAUUAUUUCAAAAUCAAUGAUGAUUGGAAAUUAAUUACUGAAAGUUUUAAUGAGAACAGUAAAGUCAUGUUGUGUGGAGGCAAAGGCGUUGGCAAGAGCACAAUUCUUAGGGUUUUAAUCAACAAGCUGCUGGCAGAGCAUCAGAAAAUUCUUGUCUUGGAUUUGGACCCUGGACAGCCAGAGUUUACAGUUCCUGGAUGCGUUUCAGCUACAAUUGUUCAGACACCAUUAAUUGGACCUAAUUACACACAUCUUCAAAAACCUGAAAGGUGUAUAUUUGUUCCUUAUAUCGAUAUUGGCAUCAAUAGCAUUGCAUUUUUAAAAUGCGUGCAAGAAUUACUAAAAGUGUCGGCCGACUUAAAACUGCCAACUUUUAUCAAUCUAAUGGGAAUGACUGAUGGUUUAGGAAUUAACUUAUUGUCGUCUAUCAUCGCCGAAGUUCAACCGACGCAGGUUGUUCAAAUUUACAGCGAUCAUAGACCCAAGAACUUCAAGGAGGAUUUAACUAUCGACUGUGUGAAGAGGAAUAGAAUACUGCUUACACCAGAAAACAGCAAUGAGCUCAGUUUCAAUUAUUUAAAGAUAAAAUCGGUUUGUACCGACUUGAACAAUGGAGAUCUAAUGCCUAGGAAUAUUCGCGAGCUUUGCAUUCUAUCUUAUUUCAGUCAAAUGAUGCCUAACCAUUGCAAUCAUCUAACUGAGAGAGACGUUAAAAUUUAUAGGUCCGAUUUAUCUGAAGUUAAAAUAAUUCAUGAUGGAAAGGAAUGUAAUCCGAUGACAGUAAAUGCAACACUUGUGGGUCUUUGUUCUGUUGCCAACGAGGAACACAAAAUUUACAAUUGCCACGGCUGGGGUAUUGUUAGAGGAAUUUCAAAGGAAUUGAAUAUUAUUACAUUGCUGGCACCUUUGGAUGAAACUGAGAUGGAAGCUGUUGAUCAUUUAAUAUUAGGUUCUGUGGUGCUUCCACCUGCUUUAUACUUGAAGCAAGACAAUAGGAUCGAGGGAUUAAUACCAUACGUUUAUAAAGGAGCUUUAAGUAUUAUAUCAAAACCGCCAAAGAGACAUAUUGGUACGAAAAAGUCUGAUUGACUUUUAUAUAUUUAUUGAUUACUCUAUAUAUAUAUACUAA